AUGGCGGAGGUCGACUGCGCGUCUCCACACAUGUGGUACGCUCCCGGCUACGUCUCCCCACGCAGUGGCUGCUGCCAUUGCGAGGCAUCCUGCGCGAACACAUCCGGGAACUGCACCUACUACGAUGCGGUGGAGGACCCUCAGGAGAACUGGGGUUGCUAUGAGCAUGCUGCCCGCCAGUGCGAUUGUCUUGUGUCGGAAGCCGCGUGCACAGCCAAAGGUGCAGGCCACACAUGGACAUCUGGAUGCACUUCCUGUGCCUCACAAGGCUCUUGCUACGACAUGACAUCUCACGCGAUCAGCUGCGAUGUUCCCGAGACGUCGUGCUCGUCGCCGAACAUGUGGUAUGCACCGGGCUACGUCUCCCUGCGAAGCGGAUGCUGCCACUGCAGGGCGUCCUGCAAAGAGCCGGCGGACAACUGCACUUACAGCGAUGCGGUCGCGCCGGAGGAGAACUGGGGUUGCUAUGAGCAUGCCGCCCGCCAGUGCGAUUGUCUUGUGUCCGAAGCAGGCUGCACAGCCAAAGGCACAGGCCACACAUGGACAUCUGGAUGCACUUCCUGUGCCUCACAAGGCUCUUGCUACGAUAUGACAUCUCACAGCAUCAGCUGCGAUGUUCCCGAAACAUCGUGCUCGUCGCCGAACAUGUGGUAUGCACCGGGCUACGUCUCCCCGCGAAGCGGAUGCUGCCACUGCAGGGCGUCCUGCAAAGAGCCGGCGGACAACUGCUCGUACAGUGAUGUGGAAGCGGAGACGCAGAGAGACUGGGGAUGCUAUGACUCGUCCACAAAUGCCUGCGAUUGCGACACGACUGAAGCGGAGUGUUCCGGGUCCUGGACGCAGUCUUGCCGCAGCUGCAACGGAGAGGUGCCAACUUCUUCUGCAGGUCGUCCCAGAGGUUUCGUCCUUGCCCUGCUUGUGUUCCUCUACGGCUUCUUCACAGCAGAAGCCAACACCGGCAGCGGCACAGGAUGCUACAACGUGGAGACUCACCAGUGCGACUGCACAGUCUCCGAAUCAACCUGCCAUGCUCGGGGAGGCACCUGGACUGACACGUGUCGAUCCUGCGAUUCCACCACCAACGAGCAGCAUCCCCAGUGCCAGAGGCAAUACUCUUGGGGUUGCUUUGACGAGGCCAGUCAUGCGUGCGAGUGCACCGUCUCCGAGAAAACCUGCGAAGCAGCGGCUGGCAAGACCUGGACUCAUGAGUGCUGGUCCUGCUGCCACGGCUCUUCUUGGGGCUGCUUCGUGCCGGGGAAUGGCGCCGAGUCCGGCUGCCACUGCAACCUCCACGAGACAUCGUGCAGCCUGGAUUUCCCAGAUGCAACUUGGUCCCACCAAUGCUUCGACUGCGACGUGGAUGCAGAGACUUCUGCAGCGGGUCGUCCCACAGGUUUCGUCGUUGCCCUGCUGGUGCUCCUUUCUGGGUUCUUCAUGGCAGAUUCCAACACCGGCACGGGCACGGGAUGCUACGACACGGAGACUCAUCGAUGCGACUGCACCGUCACCGAAACGCAGUGCCUGGCUCGGCAAGGUCACUGGACUGACACGUGCCGAUCCUGCGAUGCCACCACCAACGAGCAGCAUCCCGAUUGCCAGAGGCAAUACUCUUGGGGUUGCUUUGACGAGGCCAGUCAUGCGUGCGAGUGCACGGUGUCCGAGCGGGCCUGCGACACGGCGGCGGGCAAAUCCUGGACCCAUGAGUGCUGGUCGUGCUGCCACGGCUCUGCUUGGGGCUGCUUUGUGCCGGGGAAUGGCCCAGAGUCCGGAGAUGAGAUAUUGAACUGCUCGGAGCAUGACGCAACUUGGUCGCACCAGUGCUUCGAGUGCGAAGAGGAUGCGGUGCCCGGGCUGUGCAUUGUGCACGUGGCGCUCGAUUAUCCGUUUUCAAAGUACGAGCGCGUGCGGAAGGAUGUGGAGGCGGCUGUGGACGAUGGGGGCGUCGGGGUUGCUGUGGCCGUGUCCGUUUCGGUCACAGUCGUUGUGGUUGCUGCAUGCAUUGGCAUUUACUGCCUCUGGGCCAAGAUGAUGAAACCAAAGCCGGUGAACGAGCCGUACAACAGCCCGCAGUUCAAUCAGUCAGAUGUGGUGGUGGGCUUGGCCGUUCCGGGAACGGCUCCAUCCUCUGCUGCAAGUCCCAAAGAGGUUGCUUGA
Symbiodinium sp. CCMP2592 is the source of this 2154-nucleotide messenger RNA. NCBI's taxonomy places the organism in Eukaryota, Dinophyceae, Suessiales, Symbiodiniaceae. The record is from the annotation of a GenBank genome assembly.